This is a messenger RNA of Acytostelium subglobosum LB1, 234 nucleotides long. RefSeq lists its product as hypothetical. The coding region runs from base 1 to 234 and encodes 77 amino acids. The transcript has 2 exons. The record is from RefSeq and is a predicted model, not a curated record. Lineage: Eukaryota; Evosea; Eumycetozoa; Acytosteliales; Acytosteliaceae.
AUGUCGACAGCUGGUUUCUCAAACUCUUCCAAUAGCAUAUCAUCAGUGACCUCAGACAAGUCAAUGACUGCAGCCUCCAGUAGGGCAUUAAUGGCGGAUGAGCCAUUGUGCCCUAAUACAAUUGGUCUGGUUGUACUUCCACUUCUACUACUACAGUUACAGUUGGUAGGGUUGGCUAGCGGAUCGAUUAGUGUAUCCACUGCUGCUGCUGCUGCUGCUGCUGCUGGGUACUGA